AUGUCCAACUCAACCGCCCUCGACUAUCAAGAUUCUCUGAAUUUGACUGUCGGCUGCCUGCUUCUAGUGAUUGGUACUUUCGGCAUUGUUUGCAAUAGUUUAAUUUUGUAUAUAUUUUUCAAUGAGAAAACCGAAAGAACUUCUUUUAAUUUGAUUUGUGUGCUCAGGAGCUUUUCAAAUAUAUAUAUUCUUCUAACAACUUUCAUUGGAAUAUUCUUUCCUAAAACUAUUCUAGGAUAUUUACCAAUUCCUCCAUUUCUUGAAAGUACUAUAAUUCACAUAUCACUUACACUCUAUCUUGGAAACGAAUAUCAAAUUAUUCUUGUGGCAAUAAAUCGUUUCAUUGCACUAUUUUUCCCAAGAUACUAUAACAUGAUUUGCGGAAUUAAAACAACAUUGGGUCUCCUUACAUCUAUUUAUACUUUUCGAAUCAUUGUUGUUAUCUUUGAAACAAUAGAUAAAUUCGAAAAGCAGUGUAAUACGUUUUUCUCGUUAGAAAUGCUUGCUUUUAAGUACGACGAAAAACAUAAAUGCCAAUUUAAAGACAAUAUUCUGACCGUGGUGACGAUUACAUUUUUGAUGAUGACGAUUAUAAAUGGAACAACUCUCAUCAAGAUUAUAACAUUUUACAGGUCAAAUCAAAGCGAAACUCUAGAAUCUAAAUCUCGUAUUCGUCGAAACGUGUUGCUGUUUCUGCAAACAGGACUACAGGACUCACUUUAUCUUAUUGAUCUCCUGUUUAUGAUGAAGUUAAGCCAACUUAGUGAUACUCGUGUCUGGUCCUUUAUCAGUGGAACUUUUGUCUGGCAGUGUCUACAUUCUAUAGAUGGAUUUAUCAUGAUUAUGUUUAAUGAGAGGCUGACACUGCUCAAGAAAAAGUUGUUUCAGAGCACAUUAUCCACACAUCACGUUACUCACAAAUUAACUGUUUCAGUUGUACAAUCAAUGCCAGAUGUCGGUAGCUAG
Molecule: messenger RNA, 966 nt
Organism: Caenorhabditis elegans
Lineage: Eukaryota; Metazoa; Nematoda; Chromadorea; Rhabditida; Rhabditidae
Gene: srx-87
Product: G-protein coupled receptors family 1 profile domain-containing protein
Exons: 7
Coding region: 1-966 (321 amino acids)
Biological process (GO): G protein-coupled receptor signaling pathway; signal transduction
Cellular component (GO): membrane
Molecular function (GO): G protein-coupled receptor activity
Source: RefSeq, marked reviewed